Messenger RNA from Diabrotica virgifera virgifera (western corn rootworm), 1111 nucleotides. RefSeq lists its product as uncharacterized. Bases 313 to 852 code for a protein of 179 amino acids. The transcript is spliced from 2 exons. The record is from RefSeq and is a predicted model, not a curated record. Lineage: Eukaryota; Metazoa; Arthropoda; Insecta; Coleoptera; Chrysomelidae.
UUGUCUUAUUUCUUCUCAGAUUUAGGAAUAAGAAAAAAUUUCUAUCUGAAUACAAAAUUAGGUAGAAUUUCAGUACAUUUCGUUAGAUCGGUAGAAAUGCGUUGAAAUCGUUAGAUCUACCUAAUUUUCGGUAGGUUUGGGAACACUGCCUUACAAAGGCCAUCCGACAAAGCCACAUAUUAUCUGCGUGGGUAAAGGAAAAAAAACGAAUUAAAAAUAAGUUGCAGUCUUAAACUCCCAGUGCCUACCAGAUGGGGAUCAUUAGUUCUUUGUCUGCAAUCAUUGCUUGCUAACAAACAAAUAAUAAAAAGGAUGGCUAUCAAUGAAGAAGUUGAAAAGACAGUAAGCAAACACCCAUCUUUAAAAAAAAAUGCUCUAAGCGAUAUAUUUUGGGACCGGGUACAAGGAUACAUUAUGCUUCUGGAACCAAUUGCUAACACAAUUACCUCUGUAGAAGGUGACACACCAACGAUUUCAAAAUGUCUGCAUUUAUUUAAAAAAAUGGUUAACACCUCAUUAGAAAAUGUCACUAAAAGUCCAUUGUUAUCCAAAGAGGAAGCAGAUACAAGGGCAAUUUUUGAAAAUCGGAAGAAGUUUGCUAUUUAUAGUGUUCAUUUUGUAGCUAACCUUUUGGAUCCAAAAUAUCGUGGCUGCGAACUUAGCUCAGAUGAGAUGACUGAUGCGACAGAAGUCAUAUACAAGGUAGCACAGAAGAUGCCAGACGUCGAUGAAGCAGCCGUCUUAGCUGACGUUGUCAAUUUUAUUGCAAAAGAAGGACUAUUCAAAAAGGCUUUUCUAUGGAAUGAGGACACAAUUGCAGCUAUCCUAGCUUCACAGUCAAUCCUGCAUUAGAAUCUGAACCGGAACCAAUGAUAAUAUCCAAUUCAGAUCAGUCGGAGUCUGUCUUUGAAAGUGAUGAAGAGGAAGCUUCAGAGUCUGAAGAAAAUGCAGAUAGCGACGGGACGGAUCAGUGUUAAUUUAAGGGAUUCGGUUAAUUAAUUGAACCUUUUCAAUCAUUAAGACGUUGUUUUUUUUAUUUGAUAAAUUUUUAUUACUUAUUUUUGCUUUGAUUUUGCAAGUUAACGAAUAAACUCUUCUUAUUUUGUUUAUA